AUGACGGAAUACAAAGCUUCUGAUUUAGUGGAAAUGGCGCGUAGUCGAAUGGGUGAGCUUAAAAUAUCUCCAAGUGUUCCAUAUUCCCAUUCAGAUGUUUAUUUAAUUUACUCGUGCAUUCCAGAUGAACUCAAUUCCCGAACUCUACUUCUUGGUCACUUGCCAAGAAACACAACUUUAAAAAAACUGAUUACCGUCUUCAAAGACUCUAUUAACGCCCGGUUUCCCAGGAAAAAGUUCAAGGGCAACCGCAAGUUCGUGAAUUUUGCGUGUCAAAUCAAUAUUUUUGCUCACUUUGUUAAAACGGUGCUAGAGGACCUCCAAUCCUUGUUCCCUAAUGCUAAGGAUAUUUUUCUACCACAUGCGGGACCAGAAAAGACUCUUGGUUCAGCUCGAAUAGACUUUGUUGAUGAGGACGACGCCAUAGCUGCUUUCACUUCGAAACACGGAUCUAUGGUCCACAACUCCCCCAUCAUUGUUAAUUUCUGCGUUCGGCGAAAGUCAGGCAAACGGAAACGAGCCGAGCAUGAACAAAAACUGUCAAGCGACGACACGCAGGUUCAAAAGAUUGAGAUACCAGCUAAUUCAACGGCGGAAUCUGUUCAAGUUGGUGUAAUUUCUAAACAAAUUAGGAAGGCCAGAAAGCGACGACUAUCCGCCAACAGUGGUGCUAAGGUUUCAACACCAUCAAAGUCACCCAAAACCCCAACUCGCGGUACUGGUGUCAAGAGACGGCGUUCAUGUCUUAACAAAAGCACAAAACCUCAGUCUAUCAAACUGAAAUAA
Mesocestoides corti is the source of this 786-nucleotide messenger RNA. NCBI's taxonomy places the organism in Eukaryota, Metazoa, Platyhelminthes, Cestoda, Cyclophyllidea, Mesocestoididae. The record is from the annotation of a GenBank genome assembly.